This is a messenger RNA of Dioszegia hungarica, 894 nucleotides long. Its product is annotated as RTA1 like protein-domain-containing protein. The coding region runs from base 1 to 894 and encodes 297 amino acids. The record is from RefSeq and is a predicted model, not a curated record. The transcript has 7 exons. NCBI's taxonomy places the organism in Eukaryota, Fungi, Basidiomycota, Tremellomycetes, Tremellales, Bulleribasidiaceae. Gene Ontology annotation, cellular component: fungal-type vacuole; plasma membrane.
AUGUCCGUCGACAGUACCGGAAGAUAUUUAGUCACCGGCUAUGUGCCCAGCAUGGCCCUCAGUAUCGUCGCGGGCGCCUGCUUCAGUGUCCUUUCGGCCAUCUUCACCUACUUCUUCUUCAAGAGCCGAAGCCACCGAUGGAUGCUUUCCCUCACUAUCGGCAGCAUCUGCAUGAGCAUAGGCUUCUUUGUGCGGAUCGCGAUGACCAAUGACCCCUAUGGGCUCACUAUCUACAUCAUCACCACUCUCCUCACUCUCCUCUCGCCCUGCGCCUUUCUCGCUCACGCCUACCUCCUCCUACCGCGUCUCGCUACCGCUCUCGAUGCGUCCGACUGCCUCCUCCUCCGUCCCCGGCUCAUCGCACGCACCUUCGUCUGGAUCGACGUGACGGUCUUCCUCCUGCAGGCCGCUGGCGGUGGUAUGACUGCCAUCUCCAAUCGGAGCAUCACUGAUGCCGGCCUGAAGAUCGCUCUGAUCGGCCUCAUCGCACAGUGUAUCUCCUUCGGCGCCUUCUGCCUCCUUGUCGCUGUAUUCGCUUGGAAGCUCCGAAAGCAUCACCCCCAGAAAUGGUCCGGCUCGACCUCAUCCUGGCGUACCAACUGGCGUGUGGUGUACUACGCGCUUAUCUGGACCUGUGUCUUCAUUCUCAUCCGAUGCGCGUUCCGAGUUGCCGAAUACUCGGAAGGAUACAGCGGUAAGCUCCGGACGACCGAGUGGUACAUCUACACCUUUGAUACCUUAUCGCUCUUCGUCGGGAUCGCGAUCUGGGCUAUUGUGUGGCCCCCUCGAUACCUGGACGCAGCGGACGACAAGACAGUGAAAGGGACGACAUUGGGCAGCGAGGAGAUGAUGGUGCGGAACCCUGGCGGCCAUGAGGUGCAGCAGAAGUAUUGA